AUGCCUUCGAUUGCCAUGGUGAACCAGUCACCGGAGUCCGCAGAAAAGAAGGUGAAGAAAAUGAAGAAAAUCGCUCUCGACGGCAUCGAGUCCGAGUCGGUGAAGAGUAAGAAGAAGAGCUCGAAGGUCUCUGAUCAGGAAGAGGACGGGUAUUCGGAGAAGAAGGAGAAAAAAAAGAAGGAGAAGAAGAAGAGGAAAGCUGCGGAGAUGGGGAGCGAGGAUGAGGAGAGGAGUGAGACGAGCUCGGAGCUGGGUGAGCCGGUGAAUUUGAAGGCGGAGAAGAAGAGCAAGAAGGGUACGAAGGCGAAGGUUUCCAGUGGCGGGGAAGAAGAAGAGGAGGGGGAAGAUGAGGACGGUGAGGUCGAGGAGAUGAAGCCGGAGGAUCCCAACGCCGUGACCAAUUUCCGGAUAUCGGAGCCGCUGAGGAUGAAGCUCAAGUCCAGGGGGAUUGAGGCGUUGUUCCCUAUUCAGGCGAGAACGUUCGAUGAUGUCCUCGACGGUUGUGAUUUGGUCGGCAGGGCUCGCACCGGUCAGGGAAAGACGCUUGCAUUUGUAUUGCCCCUAUUGGAGUCUCUAACUAAUGGACGUGCGAAAGCUGCCAGAAAGAUGGGAUACGGCCGGCCACCGAGUGUUCUUGUUCUUCUACCGACGAGGGAGUUGGCAGUUCAGGUGUUUGAGGAUUUCAAGGUUUAUGGAGAGUCAUUGGGCUUGACAUCUUGUUGUUUAUAUGGCGGUGCUCCUUACAACCCCCAAGAAUCCAGUCUUAAAAGAGGGGUCGAUAUCGUUGUUGGAACACCAGGGCGCAUUAAGGAUCACAUUGAGCGGGGCAAUAUCAAUUUUAGCUCCUUGGUAUUCCGUGUCCUUGAUGAAGCCGAUGAAAUGCUCAGAAUGGGUUUUGUAGAGGAUGUGGAGCUUAUCCUAGGAAAAGUGGAGGAUGUUACUAAAGUCCAGACACUUCUGUUCAGUGCUACCCUGCCUGAAUGGGUGAAACAUAUUGCUUCAAAGUUCCUUAAACCGUCCAAGAAAACCAUAGAUCUUGUUGGUAAUGAGAAAAUGAAGGCUAGUACCAAUGUAAGACACAUCGUCCUUCCUUGUUCUGCAUCGGCUAUACCUCAACUGAUCCCUGAUGUCAUUCGCUGCUACAGCAGUGGUGGUCGUACCAUUAUUUUCACUGAGAAGAAGGAUACUGCUAAUCAACUAGCGGGGUUAUUACCUGGGGCUCGUCCUUUGCAUGGUGACAUACAACAAUCUCAAAGAGAGGUAACUCUUUCUGGGUUCAAGUCCGGCAAGUUCUUGACACUGGUUGCCACAAAUGUGGCUGCAAGGGGAUUGGAUAUCAAUGAUGUGCAGUUGAUUAUCCAGUGUGAACCUCCGCGUGAUGUUGAAGCUUAUAUUCAUCGAUCUGGACGUACAGGAAGAGCAGGCAAUACUGGGGUCGCUGUGAUGCUCUUUGAUCCAAGAAGGGCUAACAUUUCCAAGAUACAGAGGGAAGCUGGUAUAAAAUUUGAACAUGUAGCUGCACCUCAAGCUGCUGAUAUCGCCCAAUCUGUUGGUCUACAAGCAGCUCAAACGAUAACCAAGGUUUCCGACAGUGUGAUCCCUGCUUUUAAGGCUGCAGCUGAGGAACUAUUGAAUUCUUCUGGUAUGUCAGCUGUGGAUCUCCUUGCUAAAGCACUAGCAAAGGCUUCUGGUUAUACUGAGAUUAAGACUAGAUCACUUCUGAGUUCCAUGGAGAACCAUGUUACGCUUCUUCUCGACGCUGGAAAACCAUUCUAUUCUCAAUCGUAUGCUUAUGGUAUGCUGAGGAGAUUCUUGCCAGAAGAUAAAGUCGAGUCGGUCAAGGGCUUUUCACUCACACUGGAUGGGAAAGGUGCUGUCUUUGAUGUGGCAGCAGAGGAUGUCGACACUUUCCUGGCUGGGGCGGAAAAGGCAGCUAACGUGAGCUUGGAGGUGGUGAAGGCAUUGCCUCCCCUACAAGAAAGAGAGCAGUCUAGGGCAAGAUUUGGUGGCGGCGGCGGUGGCCGUGGGUAUGGUGGUCAAAGUGGUGGUGGUUUCAGAUUUGGUGGCAGAGGUGGCGGCAGAGGAGGUGGUGGUAGGGGUGGUUCCGGCGGUGGGUGGAGAGGUUCUGGGAAGAAGUGGUGA
This is a messenger RNA of Linum trigynum, 2142 nucleotides long. The record is from the annotation of a GenBank genome assembly. Lineage: Eukaryota; Viridiplantae; Streptophyta; Magnoliopsida; Malpighiales; Linaceae.